AUGAUGUAUUGGGAUAACAAGGUUAAAGGAUAUACGUGUCCACCAUGUCGUGGUUUUACUCCAAAAUUAGCUGAAUUUUAUGAAUCAUAUGCACACGAUAAAAAUUUUCAAAUAAUAUUCAUAAUUUUCGAUAAUGAUGAAGAUUCAUUUAAUGAAUAUCAUCAAGAAAUGCCUUCUUUAGCGUUAGCUUUUCAUGAUCGUGAGAAAAAAGAAGAGUUAGGUAAAAAAGUUAAUGUUUCCAGUAUUCCAACAUUAAUUUUAUUGGAUGAAGAUUCAGGAGAUAUUAUAUGUACGGAUGCAAGAAAUCGAGUUGUAUCGGACGAUACAGGAGAGAAUUUUCCAUGGUAUUCAUCAUAA
This is a messenger RNA of Rotaria sordida, 357 nucleotides long. NCBI's taxonomy places the organism in Eukaryota, Metazoa, Rotifera, Eurotatoria, Philodinida, Philodinidae. The record is from the annotation of a GenBank genome assembly.